AUGGGGUUUUGGGGUUAUUUAUGUUUUGGUUGUUGGGGUUGGGGUGGGGGGGGUGGGGGGUGGGGUGGGUUGGGGGGGUUGGGGGGGGGGUGUGGUGGUGUAGUGUUAGGUGUUUUGUGGUGUGGUUUUUUUUGUGUUUUUAGGGUGUGUAAUGUUUUUGGGUGGGUGUGGUGGGGGGGGGGGUUUGGUGGUGUGUUGUGGUGGGUUGGUUUGUGGGUGGUGGGGGGUGUUUGGUGUGUUGUGGUUGGUUGUUUUGUUUGUGGGGUGUUGUGGUGGUGGGUUUGUGUGGGUUGUGGGGGUGGGGGGUUGGGUUGGGUUUUUUGUGGGUUGUUGGUUUUUUUUUUUAUGUUGGUUGGGGUGUGGGUGUGUUUGGUGGGUGUGGUGAGGGUGGGGGGGGGUGGGUGUUUGGGUGGUUUGGGGGGGGGGGGUGUUGUUUGGUGGUUUGGGGGUGGGUUAUGGGGGUGUUGUUUGGGGGGGUUGGGGGGUUGUUGUUUUUGGGUUGUGGGGGUGGGUGGUUUUGGGUGGUUGGGGGGAUGGUUGGUGUUCUGA
Molecule: messenger RNA, 549 nt
Organism: Knipowitschia caucasica
Lineage: Eukaryota; Metazoa; Chordata; Actinopteri; Gobiiformes; Gobiidae
Source: the annotation of a GenBank genome assembly